CCCACCUCCGUCUCCUGCUCCAAUCUGUUAGUCAAAAUUCGUCAUUGCUUUUUCUCUUCAGACAACAGUCGCUUUCCAUCUUCCAAAAUCUCUUUCUUUCUUAACCAAAAUCACUGAAACUUAAUUUUAAUUUUAAUCUUUAUGACCAAAACCACACUGAUCACUCUUUAAAUCCUUCCUUCAAUGGAGACUAUCAAAUGCAGAUCAAUCCCCAGCAGCAACAAGAGCAAGAUUGCAAGAACUUUUCAAAAAGUCAUAAACCUCAAGACUGCAACAAGAAUUGCUUCCAAUAAUGGGAUUGGGAUUUGUCUAUUCAAUCCAGAAAACAAAUUUCAAGAUGAUCAUCCACCCACAAUUUACUACAAAUCCCAUAAUGCUUCCAUCGACAAGCACAAGGAUGAUUCUAAAGCCAAGCGCAAGGCAGCUUUGGAUGCGUUAGCUGCCAAGCUUUUUGCAGGCAUCACUGCUAUCAAAGCAGCUUAUGCUGAGCUUCAACUGGCUCAGACUCCUUACUGUAGUGAUGCUAUUCAUGCUGCAGAUCAGGCUGUUGUGCAAGAGCUCAAGCUACUCUCAGAACUUAAACGAAGCUUUUUCAAGAAUGAACUUGAUCAUCUCUCAUCACAGGUUACUGUUAUGCUUGCUGAGAUUCAAGAGCAACAAAGCUUGAUGAAGACUUAUGAGAUCACCAUCAGGAAACUUCAAGCGGAAACUCAGGUUAAAGAUUCAGAAAUUUCUUCUCUGAAGAAACAGCUCGACGAAUCCAUGGCGUUUAACAAGUCUUUAGAGAAAAUAUUAAAUGAAAGUGGGCCUUUGUCGAUGUUUGAUAAUGUUCAGUUCUCCACUUUAAACACAACCCAUUUCGUGCAAUUCUUGCAUUCUGCUUUGAGAUCCAUGAGGAGUUUUGUUAAGUUGAUGGUUCGUGAAAUGGAAGUUGCUGAAUGGGAUAUUGAAGCUGCUGCAAAAGCAAUCGAACCUGAAUCCAUUUUUUCAAAGCCACCCCAUCGUUGCUUUGUGUUUGAAUCAUUUGUGAGCAAAACGAUGUUCGAGGGUUUCAACUAUCCAAACUUUAUGCUCCCAAAUGAAUCUCCACCGCCCAUGAAUCACCAUCACAGGGGUGAACACUACUUCAACAAGUUCAAGAAGCUAAAAUCUGUAAACCCAAGACAUUACCUGAACCAAAAUCCAACUUCAUCCUUUGCAAGAUUCACAAGGGCCAAGUAUCUCAAGCUUGUCCAUGCAAAAAUGGAAUGCUCUCUGUUUGGGAACUUGAACCAUAGGAAGCUAGUGAACUCCGGUGGAUUCCCGGAUUCUGCUUUCUUUACAGCUUUCCUUGAGAUGGCUAGGCGAGUAUGGUCUUUGAACCUUCUGGCCUUUUCAUUUGGUGAAAAUGUUAGCAUUUUUCAGGUGAGCAAAAAUUCAAGAUUCUCUGAAGUGUACAUGGAGAGUGUAGCCCAUGAAUCUUUACUCGAAAGUGACGGUGUUGAAGCUGAGCUCCGGGUGGAUUUCACGGUGGUUCCUGGGUUCAAGAUCGGUAAAACUGUGAUACAGAGUCAGGUUUAUCUAUCGCCGGCGGUUGCUUACCGGUGAGCUGUUGAUUUUUUUCUUAUAAUUUUGCUAUGUAUAAUUUUGUAAUAUAUAAUGAUAAAAUAAUAUUAGAAGAGAGUGAAGUUAUACGUUCACGCGCUUUACGAGUCGUGUACUAAAUGCGGUUUUCAAGUGGGGCGGGUAAGCGAGGUCUGAGUUUUCACUUGAGAGGUGCAGUUAGUUAGACGUGGAUGCGCGUGGGUUUUGAUGGAAGCACUGGCAUCUGGACCCACACGUGAAAUUGGCAGGUCUGUGGGGACAGGAGCUGGUGCUUUGUAGUAUGACAGACAAGGAAAAGCUGUUGAGGCAUAAAUUUUAUGUUAAAAUAUUGUGCUCUUUUCCGGUU
Manihot esculenta (cassava) is the source of this 1930-nucleotide messenger RNA. RefSeq names its product protein GRAVITROPIC IN THE LIGHT 1. The transcript has a single exon. Gene Ontology annotation, biological process: response to red or far red light; negative gravitropism. Lineage: Eukaryota; Viridiplantae; Streptophyta; Magnoliopsida; Malpighiales; Euphorbiaceae. The coding region runs from base 184 to 1587 and encodes 467 amino acids. The record is from RefSeq and is a predicted model, not a curated record.